This is a messenger RNA of Lucilia cuprina (Australian sheep blowfly), 5264 nucleotides long. RefSeq lists its product as uncharacterized. Lineage: Eukaryota; Metazoa; Arthropoda; Insecta; Diptera; Calliphoridae. Gene Ontology annotation, molecular function: axon guidance receptor activity; protein binding. The record is from RefSeq and is a predicted model, not a curated record. Gene Ontology annotation, cellular component: plasma membrane; axon; neuronal cell body. The coding region runs from base 2457 to 5228 and encodes 923 amino acids. The transcript is spliced from 14 exons. Gene Ontology annotation, biological process: homophilic cell-cell adhesion; synapse organization.
AUUCAUAACGUUGUGUUACGCUAGUAAAGAGCAACGUAAAACGCGUUAAAGUUUUUGAAAACCACAAAAACCAAAACAAUUUUUGCGAAAUUAAAACGAAAGAAACAAAAAUUAUAUAUCAAACUACAAGAAAUAUACUAAUAAAAAAUGAAGAUUAAAAUAUUGUGUUUAAAAAGUGUUUUAAUUAGAAAACAAGAAAAAUAAAAAACAACAAAAUUUUAAACCCUAAUUAAAAAUAAAAUUUUAAUGUUGUAGUUGUUGUGGCUUGCCAAAAUAUAAUUGUGUUCUUUAAUAUUGUUUGAGUUGCUUCGUUUUGUAUGCAGUGGCUAAAUAACGGUCUUAAACUUAACAAAACUAAAUAAAAGCUAAAAAAGGAUAAAAAAGAAACAACAACAACAGCUAAUUACACAAGCGUCUUAAAUUACUUAAGAAAGAGGGAAAAUAUCCUUAUACUCUAAAAUUCACAAAAUGAGUUAAAACUUUAGUGCUACAACGACUAUAAGAAUUUCAUGUUUAUUAAAUAUCAAAAAGUUUGCUAACCCAAUUUAAAGCAUACUUUUAGGGUGUUACUAGCUUCUCAUGUACGUAAUGUUGGCAAGAAGAGAAAUUUUGCAAAAUUAAUUAAAUAAUUUAAUGGGUCAUCAUACUAAACUAUACAGUGUGAAAGAAAUUAAAAACUAGUAAAUUUAGUUUUUAAUAAUUUGUAAUAUAAGUUAAGGUGUCUUAAAAUAGCAGAGCAUAUUUAUAGAAAACUGCACUAAACUAUAUUAAAAACAAUUUUAAAAAUUAACAAAAUAUAAUAAAAUAAUACAAAAAAACCUUACCACAAAGUAACUAUAAUUGACAAUUAAAAGAAUUACAAUAUGCUCAAUAUUUUCACAACAAUUGGCAUUGUUUGAGGCCACAAAAAAUAUUUGUAAAUAUAAACAUUUUCCAUAUACCACCAGGACAUUUUGCAGUUUAAAACCGUAUAUUUAAAAAAUAAAAACAAUUUGUAAAAACCAAAAAUUUUAAUCAACUCUUAAACAAGCAUACCUUAAGGCGUUGUAAUAAUACAAACUAUAAAGUAACUAUGAAAUACUACUAAAUAACUAUAUACCUAUUUAUACAAGAGAAUGAAAAAAUUGCUGUAGAAAGAACACAAAUUCGAAGUGUUCUUAGCAUGUCUAAAGGAUUGUUAGCAAAAUUAAUAAAGUUGUUAUAAACAAAUUAAAGUGGAAAUUGUUUAUAUAAAAUUGUGAAAAAUGUCAUAAACAAUUAUGUUGAAAAAGUAAAUUUAUAGCGAAAAAAAUAAUUAAGAAUAUACACAUAAUAUACUUCUAAAGAAAUUCAAAAAUAUAAAAUAAAAAUCUUCAAAAACUAUUUAGCAACCUUAAGCUACAAUUAUAAAUUCAUUAAUUGAUCGCAAAGGAAUAAAAUAAAGCAUACAAAUAAGAUUUUAAUAAUGGUGGAAUUUUCUAAUGCAAUAUACAUUUAAAACACAAUAUAUAAAUCUAUAUUAAAUAAAAUAAGAAAAAAAAUCAUAAAUGUUUUAAACUAAUUGAAACCCUAUCAUUUUAAUAAAAAAUUAUAAUUAAAUAUCAAUAAUUUACUUUCAAAGAUCUAUUAUAUGAUCUUCAAAUUAAGUACUAUUGAAUAUAUUGGAAAUUAAGUAAAAAUAAGCAAUUAAAUACAACUUGCAUAUAAAACUUGAACAUUCACAGCCUCGAGGAUUUGCAAAUAAACUUAUAUGAAAUUUAAAUUAAAAUCAUUGACAAAAUUAAUUUUACAAAAUCCUUAAAAGUACUUACCUAAAUAUUAUACAUCAAAUUCUAUAAAUAUAACUAAAGCAUAACCACAGGCUAAAUUUAAAAUAUAAAAUUUUAAGCAACAAUUAAGGUGUUAAAUAAAUUAAAAAAAAAAUAAUUUAAAAAUAAGUUCUAAAUUAAAAAAAGAAUAUAUAGUGCAAUAUAAUAAAAUAAUUUUAUAUCACAUAAUAAAAUCUUCUACGCAAAUAUAUACAUAGAUAGAUACAUACAUUCAACAGAGAAUCAACGUACAAAUUCAACAUACAUACAGCACAGGAAUAUUAACAUCAAAAUACUUUACACAGGUUGAUAAACAACGAAAACUUUUUGCUGCAUAAAUUGUCCUCGUAAAACUAAAUUAAUUAAAACUCACGAAAAAGACAAAUAAUAACAACAAAAAAUGGCUAAAAUGAAAAGUGAACAAAUUCUAUAAAAGUUUUUUAUAUUUUGAAUGGAAAUAAAGUAAAAAUUACAAAAAAAAAAUAUAUAAUAUAUUCAAUAGCUACAAUAGAGUUUAUUGAAAAAAAAUGUAAAAUAAAUUAAACAUCUAUUGACCAAAUUGUGUAAAACAAAACCAUUCAAAGGGAAUUAUUUAUAUAAGAAAAAAGACAGAGGUCAUCUUUAUAAAAAAAAUUACUGGUGAUAAAAACAUUAAAACGGAAAAAAACUAUGACGGGUGAUAAACAAAAUGAAAAUUUUAUAACACAACAGCAAACGAAGGAAAAUAAUAUAAUUAAUUCAAAAAAUAUUGCCAACACUAUCAUUAGUCAUAACAGCAACAGAAAAACGAAUAAAUUUGAUAAGGCAAUAACUUUACAAAACGCCCGACUGAUGAUGUUAGAUUUUUCAACAUUAAACGCUGAAGCACAGCCAAGAAAUAGAACAAAAACUAAUUUCAGAAAGCAAACAAUGAUUAGUAAAGUUUCGAAACAGAAAAUACCCACAAUGGCUCAGCAGGCACUGAAACAGACACACAUGACCUUAAAGGAAUACUUUGAAUUUUCAAAUGCUGCGAACACACAAACAACCACAAAAAAUAAGACAACAGUAAGUAAAACAAUAAACAAAAACAUGUAUGCCAAACAAAGAGAACAGAAUAUAGAUCAGAAAAGCUCAACGAUAAAUUCUGGCAAACAACAAUAUCAACUCAAACUACGGUCAACAAUUGCCAGCGCUACUGACCCAGCAGAAAUCAUACAAAAUUUUGAAACUAUAUCAUCAUCAUCUAUAUCAUCAUCACUUUUACCACCAACAACAAAAUUAGUUGUUGCUGCUACAGCAGAGGCAUUAACAAUUCCUGUUACUAGGGAUGCUGUGGAAAAUUCACAAAGUAAAAUAAAACAAUGCAAUAAUGUUUGCAUUAGUUCAAAAUGUGGCUCAAAGCAAAAAUGUACACAGAAACAACAACAACAUAAGCAUAAGCAACACAGCAAAAGUGCGAAUAUAUACAGCAGCACAAACAAUUUCAACAACAUCCGCACUUUCAGCAAAACAAACAUAAAUACCCAUAUUACUGAUACUAGCGCAGAUGCAGCUUCUACUUAUUCCUCUGCAACUAAAACUGUUGAAGAGGAUACAAGAAAUACCAACAUUAUUACCACCUCUUCCACCACUAACAAGGCCAACAUAAUAUUUAACACUAUUUCUAAAACUACCACCACCAUCCAUCACUCACACACAGAUUAUAUUGCUGCUACUACUGAGAAUACUACUGAUGUUGUUACUACUACAAGACCAACAGAACUAUCAACUUCAGCAGCAGUUGCAGCAACAACAUAUUGCAAAGCAUUUCCCUUACGACAACGUUUCUACCAAAAUACCAAACAGCUGGAAUGUUUACUACGUACUGUUUUGUUUAGCUUUAUGUUCGUCAUGUCGAUGCAAUAUCAAACUGUAUCUGCCUCGACAAGUAUGAUGAGUAAACAUGAACCCAUGUUUAUAUCCCGCUCAGAAACAUUUAAAUUUGUAGCUGGUGAUACGAUUGUUUUGCCUUGUGAAGUUGCCAAUACCGAUCCCUAUGUCGUUGCCUGGAAACGUGGCAUUGCGAUAUUAACAGCUGGCUCUGUUAAAGUUACCCCUGAUCCACGUGUACGUUUAGUUAACGGUUUUAAUUUGCAAAUACGUGAUGCUGUGCCACAGGAUGCGGGUGAUUAUAUUUGCCAAAUAGCAACAAUGGAACCCCGUGAAAUUACACAUACUGUAGAAAUAUUAGUGCCACCAAGGAUUCAUCAUAUUAGUACCAGCGGUCAUUUGCAAGUUAAAAAAGGUUCAUCAGUACGUAUUGAGUGUUCAGCCUCUGGUAAUCCAACGCCAAAUGUUACAUGGAGUCGUAAAAAUAAUAUUUUGCCCAAUGGCGAGGAGAAACUUCAUUCUCAUAUUCUGUCAAUUGAAAAUGUGGAUCGUCAUAAGGGCGGCGUUUAUAUAUGUACCGCCAAUAAUGGUGUUGGCCAACCCGCCUCUAGUCAAGUGGUUUUACAUGUUUUAUAUCCUCCUGAAAUCACAGUGGAACGUCCUGUGGUAUUUUCCGGAGAGGGUCAUGAGGCCAUGCUUGUGUGCAUAGUUCAUGGCGAAACUCAACCAGAGGUUAUAUGGUUUAAGGAUACCAUGCAAUUGGAUACCACCGAACGUCAUAUUAUGGAAAAUCGUGGCUCACGUCAUACCUUGAUUAUACGAAAAGUGCAUCCACAAGAUUUUGGUAAUUAUUCGUGUGUUGCUGAAAAUCAACUUGGCAAGUCACGUAAAACUUUACAGUUGAGCGGUAAACCCAAUGUAGCUGUUUUCAAUUCACCACCAAUCAGUCAGUAUAAGGACAGAUACAAUAUUUCUUGGACUGUAGAAUCUCAUACACCCAUUGAAGAAUACAAAUUAUCCUUCCGAAGGUUGCAACAAGGACAAGAGGUCGAUAACUCUAUUGAUUCGCAUUCAUCGUCAUCGUCGUCAGUUUUGCAAAUGUACGGUGGCAGCAGUAGUAUGAUGGGUGUGAAUGCGCACAAUUAUCGUUUAGGUGGUAUUAACAGCAUGAAUAGCAUGGGCAACAGUGGCGGUUAUGGCAGCUAUGGUGCCGGUAAUGUUAUACAUUGGGGUCGGAAUGACUGGCGUGACGUUGUCUUACCCGCCAUACCUACAUCACAUCAUUAUACACAGGGUAUGAGCUAUAUGAUACGCGGUUUAGAUCCAGAUCAACAUUAUGAAGCUACAGUUCAAGCGAGGAAUCGUUAUGGUUGGAGUGAUUACUCACAAAGUUUUGUAUUUUCAACGUCAUCAAAUGAUGGACUAACUGAUCUAUCCAACUUUUUAAAUCACGGUCACUUGUCAGAUAACGAGAUGCGUGAUUUAAGUGUAACAUUUUAUGGCAGCAAAACAUCACCUCUUCAAACUCUAAAUUCUCUGCUAUUUUUAGCAGCAGCUGCCUGUUUAUGUGUAAUUAAUUUUAAUUAUUAAAGAAACAAACCCAAAGAUAUUAAAAAGAAAUUUUUA